Molecule: messenger RNA, 721 nt
Organism: Armigeres subalbatus
Lineage: Eukaryota; Metazoa; Arthropoda; Insecta; Diptera; Culicidae
Product: protein G12-like
Exons: 3
Coding region: 30-665 (211 amino acids)
Source: RefSeq, a predicted model, not a curated record
CCAGUGUGCUCGACGGAGCUCGAUUCAACAUGAAGGCGAUUUUUAUUAUCACCACCCUGGUGGCAAUUGCUGCUGCCUCCCAUAUUCCAGCUUCCUCGCCGGCCCGAAGUCUCAAAGAAGACCUACUGGAAUUUGUCGAUCUGCUCCCGUUGGAUGAGCUCACAGAUCUGGUCGUUCGUUAUAUAACAUCCGACAAGGAGUUCCAGAAAGCAUUCCUUUACCUACAAGGUGAGGAAUUCUCCGCCGUUUGGGAUCAAUUCUUUGCGGUGAAAGAGGUCAAGGAUGUGCUAAACCAUGUACAGGAUACAGGACUGCAGGUGUACGAGCUUUUGAAUGAGGUUGCCGAUUUCCUGGGACUGAAUCACGUCGAGUCAGUUCGAGUGAUGAAACGUGUAAGAUCAAGUGGAUUGAGUGGAUUCUUUGACGAAGUUCUUGAACUACUGCCCGUAGAAGAACUAAAGGCUCUGUAUGAACAGAAGUUGAAAUCAAGCCCGGAAUUCAAGGCUUUUUUCGACAAAGUAUUGAGUUUGGAUUUCCAGAAAUUAGUAGAUUUUUAUCAGAGCUCCAAGGAAACUCAGGCCAUGGUUCAGAAGCUACGCGAUCAUGGAGUCGAUGUUGAUAAGUUCUUUGACAUGGUUGCUGGAUUUUUUGGAUAUUCCUCCUAGGCCUCUUCUAGAAAACAUAAAUUUUCAAAAUUGAAUCAAUUUUUUCAACUUAUAAG